UUUUGUAUUGGGUUAUCUAAAGUACUAUCAUCUUCUGGGAACUGUUUUCUAAGUAAAAAAUUAAUAGUUACUUUUGUGUCCGUGGUCAGGCUAUUAUUGUUCCCAAUUAUAAUGGAAAGGUCUCGCUUUCUAAAUUUUCUCCUAAAAAUGUUGUAAAUAUUACCCCAAGCAUCUCUUUCUCUAUUAUUUGAGCAGUAUUUUUUUCAGCUCUUAAGUCUAGAUUUAACUAUUUCAUUCUUAUGGAGGUUACGAGCACGUUUGUAUUCUUCUUUUCUUAUUUCAUUUCUUCCGGGAAUUGAUUUUCUUCUAAGUCUAGUAAGGUUAUCAUUCCACCUUCCACCACGAAACACUCUUUGUGAGAGAUUUUGUUCUCAGGAAUGCAUCAAUUAUAAUGAUAUUUAACAUCUUGGCACAUAAUUUAAUAUUUACAUUUCCACUAGAAUUUAUUAAUUGAUUUAAAUUGCGUAAUCCAAAUUUAAAUGUCGAAUCAAAUUUUUCCCAGUCGGCUUUCUUGGUACAAAAUUUAAAGAGUUCAGGUAGUUCCUUUUCAACUUUGUUUCCAAUAGUCCAUGUAAUUAAUUUAUGAUCGGACAAUGAUUCUUCUUCGUUAAUUUUCCCAUUGUUACACAUUUCAAAAAUAGGUUCCGAUAAUGAUUUUUACCAUCGGUACCUACCGAAAAUCCAAAAAACAAGAACACUUGAAAAGAAAGUUGGUAACCAUCCCAAUAACAAUCAGCUAGAUGAUUUCUAUCAGCCCGCACGUGAGUAAACUAGAGAAAAAGGUCAAUUCGCCAUUAGUCCCCACCCUGGAACUUUUAAAACGAGAGCAUUUCUAGUUACAAGUCCAACAACACUCAUUCCCAUUCCACAAUGCGACACUUCCAAAAUAAACCACGGAAAAAAAGGAAAAACUGCUGUUUUCACUUCCACUCCUGAUAAGAAAGAACUCGAGAUUAUCCCUAAAGAUAAAGCAACCAUAGAAAGAGAAAUAGUUUCUGCAACCGUUGCAAAACAACCUGAGAAUGUGGCUCCGAAAAUAAAGAAAAACAAUGAAGUCAAGGCAGCCACUUAGUUGUGAGCAAUGAAACUAUAAGGGUUACUUGUGGGGUUUGACCAUAACAAAACGCACAACUUCCAUUUCUGACGACAACUUCACUCCGAAGAUUACCACAACACCUAAUUAUUUGUAAUGACUACAACGCCCAACUUGAUCACAAUCCCGAAACUGAAUUUUGAUCAUGCCUAACUUGACCAUAACCCUCAACGAUCACUUUACGACGCCUUAGCCAAUCUUGACCAUAACGUGGAAGUUUUAGAAAAUUUAUAAGCCUAACGCAAUUGCAAAAAGUUGAAAACUUAAAUUUAAUAAAAAAAAUAAGGCUUAUAUAUUGUUAAUUAGUUUAUUGUUAUAUUUAAACAAAAGGUUAUAAUAAUAAUGAAAUAGGUCAUCGAUAAGCAUAUCAUCGGUCACCGUGGAUAAAAACAGAUUUGUUUAGUGUAUCGGUUGACUGUCGCGAGAAAUGGAUCCCGUAUUUAUGAACAUUGAUGAGGUUAAUAGAUUACCAAGCGAGCAGUUUAUUAAAAUAUUCGGAAAUAUUGUUGAACACUAUCCGGCUGCCGCCAUAGGAAUAUUGAAAAACCGGCCUUUUAGGGACGUCGGUUCCAUUUCGCAUGCGGCUAACAACUAUUUAGAUUCGCUCAACGAAAAUGAGGUGAUCAGAAUUUUGCAACAGCAUCCCGAUUUGGCUGGAAAAUUGGCCGAUUUGGAAAAAAUGAGUCCCGAAUCGACUUACGAACAAACGUCGGCGGGUUUAUUAGCAAUCACCUCCGAUACCAAACAGAAACUUUCUUGUAUGAAUGAACAGUAUAGUGUCAAAUUUGGAUUCCCCUAUAUAAUUUGCGUACGAGAAAAGAACAGCCCAGGUGAAAUACUGGACGAUAUUGAAUCUCGCUUAAAAAAUGGCAGAGAGGAUGAGCUGUCGUCGGCGUUGGAAGAGGUGAAAAAGAUAUGUAGGUUGCGUAUACUAACACUUAUUAAGCAAUAAUAACUUUUGGUAAUUUUUUAAACAUGGUGUAAAUACGUACUUAAAGUAAGCAAUUUGGCCUGAAAAAUAAAUGAUUUUUGAGGA
Molecule: messenger RNA, 2129 nt
Organism: Photinus pyralis (common eastern firefly)
Lineage: Eukaryota; Metazoa; Arthropoda; Insecta; Coleoptera; Lampyridae
Product: 2-oxo-4-hydroxy-4-carboxy-5-ureidoimidazoline decarboxylase-like
Exons: 3
Coding region: 1521-2045 (174 amino acids)
Biological process (GO): allantoin metabolic process
Molecular function (GO): carboxy-lyase activity
Source: RefSeq, a predicted model, not a curated record